This is a messenger RNA of Phyllostomus hastatus (greater spear-nosed bat), 2685 nucleotides long. RefSeq names its product basic proline-rich protein-like. Bases 1 to 837 code for a protein of 278 amino acids. NCBI's taxonomy places the organism in Eukaryota, Metazoa, Chordata, Mammalia, Chiroptera, Phyllostomidae. The record is from RefSeq and is a predicted model, not a curated record. The transcript has 3 exons.
AUGCAACCAGCCAAGUCGGGCCCGCACCGAGCCCGGCCAGCCCGCCCGGCCGCAGUAGCCCCUGGAGCCCCGCCAGCGGGGAUGGGCGUGGGCCCCGGCGGCCACCGCCCCGCCAACUCCCGCUCGCAAGGAGAGAGUGCGCCCCACCCGCUACGCCGGCCCCAGACCUACCUGCAGGGGAUUGCGGUAUCCCGGGGAGCACAGGGUGGGGAGAGUAGCCGGGGGGCUGCCGCGGGCCAGCGCGGCCCGUCGCGAGGGUCGCGGGGACCUCGCACUCCCCUCAGCACCAGGCCGUUGCCACCGCCGCCGCCGCCAUUUUGCCUUCCACUCGGUGUCGCCGCCGCCGCACUCCGCCGCAGGUUUCCCGGAUGUGGGCAUUUCCCGGCGUCGCUUGCGCGGGGGCCGACGACUGGGGGCUUUGGCCCGCUCGGCCGCCUGCGGAGAGCGCCGCCCGCGGCCUCCUGCCCGCCGCCCGGCCCGGCUCCCCUGUGCGUCGCCAGCGGCUCCCCCGCCUCGCGCUGCCCAGUUGACUCGCCCCGGACCCUUUUGAGUCCCACUCACACACGGAAACCCUGCCAUCAUGCUGGAUCAACUAGAGCUGUCCAGAAGAGGGAGGCAGCACAGCACAUUUUCAAAUAUACGGAUGAGAACUUGCUGGGAAUGAAUGCUGUGGAAGGUAUGAUUAGGCUGGAGAUGCCCUCCAGGGUGCCUUCCGCCUCUGGGAUCCUACAGCCCUCAAAAAAAUUAUUUGAUAGUUCCAUGAAUAAAGGCAGUGACAAUGAGCAAAUUCAUAUAUUAGUUUUAUUUAUACUGUAUCAAGCUUAUGUUUCUUAUUAAAUGUAUGGCAUGUAACAAAGAUACUGUCUUUUACACAUGAUUAUAAAUACUCAAAUCAAAGCAAAGCUUCAAACUUAAAACUGUUUCUAGUUCCAGCUAAUAUUCUAAGCCUAGACAUCUGGUUCCUUCCUUCUACCAUUAUUUACUAUAAUGAUCAAAGGGAAAUUAUAUACAUUUCUGCUGGAAACUGAGAUGGGUGCUAACAUGUUUGAAACCUUCACUUUUCAGCAGCAAAAAGCAGAGGCACAAGCUUGCUAUUCACUGUAUAUGGAAAAUGUGCCACCAGGGACCUAGGGCCUUUGACUUAGAGCAAGGAUGCUGGCCUGCUAACCGUAACGUGAGGGUGUUCGCACUGGGUGGGGAGAGGCUCUGUGGCUUAGGCUGUGGCAAGACAGUCAUACAAAGGGAAAUAUAAGGCCAGAGGAAAAUUCAUAGCUGUGUUUAUAUUAUUGAACCCAUACAGGCAAGGAAUGUGCAUCUGUGUAUAUCUCACAAAAAACAUGAAAGACUUAAAGUGUCAUUAAAAGUACUUAAAUUUUUCUUUUGACUCUUAUUUAUUUUAUAUUUGUUUUUCUGUAAUGAAUUACUUUUACAAUAAGAGAAUGUCUUAAAAAUCAGUCCCCUACGGAUAGGACCCAGAGCUGUUCCCUGGCUGUGAGUACCCGAACAUGACACAAUACAAGGGUCCUGGCGGUUCAUGAGCAAAGGAACCCCAGGUGCCAAGCGAAGUGCGCUGAGCUGACAGCAUAGCCUCUGUGCAGGCCGUAGGGGGUACCGUGGGCAGAAACGAAGCCCUAGAGCUUUAAAAUGAAAACACUAAAAAGCAAACAUGGGCACGGAGGAAGAGAAUGUGGUGCACCGAUACAAUGGAACAUUAUUCAGCCAAAAAUAUGGGAAUGGUGUUCUAAGUUGAGCUGCAACAUAAAUGAACCUUGAAAACUUUAUGCUAAAAUAAACCAGACACAAAAGGCCAUAUCUUACAUGAUUUCAUUUAUAGAUAAUGUCCAGAAUAGGCAAAUCCAUAAAGACAGAAAGUAGGUUUGUGAUUGCUAGGGGGUUGGAGAAGGCCAAAAUGGGGACUGACUGCCAAUGGGGGGGAGCAGUUACUUUGAGGGAUGAAGAGGAUGUUCUGGAUAUAGACAGUGGUGAUAGAUGCAUAACUUUGUGAAUAUUUUAAGACAUGAACUACACACUUUAAAAGAGUGAACUUAAAGUAUGUGAUUUGUAGCUCAGUAAAAAAUAAUCAUGAACUUAUCUGUAUGUAGGUUAUAUUUCAAUAGAGUUAAAUUUUUUUAAAUACUAAAAAAAAGAUAUUCCCACCAAUAUAAACAUAAAAAAUUCCUAUCAGCAACAUUUUCUUUCUUUCUGACUCUUCGGAAUUCAAAGUUACUAAUUAUCUUUAAUAAAAUAUUUUUGAGCCAAAUAUAUACAAAAAGCAGAUGUAUAUAUAUAUUCCAUUUUUAAAUGUUUACAAAAAAAGAAAAAACCCAAGAUAAGCACAAACCCCCUGAAAAUAUUAGGAGAGAAAAGCAAUAUUUUACUUAAUUACUAUUAUUGGAAUUACAAAUAAAUGAAAAACACUUCAAUUAUAUAACACUCAUUAUAAUCUAAUAAUGCAUUUAAUCUACCAAACUCUGGAAAGACAAUGUCAUUAUAUUGUCUUCAAAUACUACAGAUUAACGUUUCGAAUAAAGAUAAAGAAGUCAAAAUUCUUUACUCUUACCACACACCAUACUAGUACAUGUUACCUAUCAUACAUGUUACCUCAUACAUGUUACCUAUCAAAUUUUAGUUUGGGAAUAGGCUCAUUUAUCAAUGUGAAAAUUAUUUUAUUGCCCAGUGUCCAGG